Messenger RNA from Oppiella nova, 222 nucleotides. Lineage: Eukaryota; Metazoa; Arthropoda; Arachnida; Sarcoptiformes; Oppiidae. The record is from the annotation of a GenBank genome assembly.
AUGGGUCCCCUUCCCAGCGGUCCCCUUCCCAGCGAUGCUGGCAAUUGUUGCACCGGAGCCGCUCUGGACAACAGGGGACGGCCGCGAAGAUGUCAUACGAAUACAUGGAACCCAAUAUCAGAUGAGAUCCGUUCCAUCGCACGCGACAUGACUUGCAGUGGAGCGUACGGUUCCAACCUACCGGUGCCCACAAACACACAGGGAUUAGCUCUUGAUAAUUAG